This is a messenger RNA of Monopterus albus (swamp eel), 1734 nucleotides long. RefSeq names its product MID1 interacting protein 1, like (gene mid1ip1l). The transcript has 3 exons. Gene Ontology annotation, biological process: regulation of lipid biosynthetic process. NCBI's taxonomy places the organism in Eukaryota, Metazoa, Chordata, Actinopteri, Synbranchiformes, Synbranchidae. Gene Ontology annotation, cellular component: cytosol. The coding region runs from base 620 to 1114 and encodes 164 amino acids. The record is from RefSeq and is a predicted model, not a curated record.
AUCUCCAGAAUAAUUCGAAUAAGAAUAGAGCAUUUUAUGUGUUUGCGAUAUAGUAAUUUCCUCCAGUGUGACUCAAUCGAACGACCAACCACGAGAUGGCAGUGUUCUGUCGCAGUCACGUGAGGCAGCUGUUACAUACAAAAUGACUGGAGACAUGAAAUGCAAGCGAAAUGUGACUAACAAACAAGGCGUUAAUUAAUUAUUAAUGGAAAAGGCAACAAAACUAAACACCCUGCAUGUACACCUGCGACUGUGCAGUUCUUGCAUCAUGGUUGCCUUCAGGCGAACGGGAUGGAAAAAGAUGAAGUCAAUUGGGUACAGCUAAUUACAGACGAGCCCUGUGCGCAUGCGUCUGACUGACAGCUGCGGUCUGAGCUCUCAUUGGUCAGUGGCGGAUCAGAUGUUAAGUCGGCCUACACUUCUUUAUGCUGCCCAGUUGGUUCGGUAGAAAAGGCUAGCAUUGAGUGGAGUGCGGACCAAGAGAAGACUAUAUAACCAGCACAUCCUGAGACGUUUUCUUUAGGUCACCUCGUGGUUCAGAUCAGCCAGCUCUAAACACCGAUAACCCCACCUGCCAGCUCUACACUGUACCAACCCAAGCCGAUCUAAAGCCUUCGGCAUGAUGCAGAUCAGCAGCGGCUCUGCCAGCAACAAGCACUCCCUCCUAAACGUCAUGAACCGCUUCAUAGCAGCUGCCAACAACAUGGAUGAGACCAUCAUGGUGCCGAGCUUGCUGCGAGACUUGCCGCUGGAGGAGCAGGCGGACAGCGAGGUGGAGGCCAACAACAACAAUCAGGAGCUACAGUGUCCUAACAAGCAGAAAGACAUGUACGAGCACUACCUGCUGCUCAAGUCUAUAAAGAACGACAUGGAGUGGGGUCUGUUGAGGAGGGAGGUGAGCAGCGGUGCCGGUUUCCUAGAGCUUCCUGUGAAGCAGGAGGAGAAGGAACAAGUCACCGGGGAUCUGCUCUUGGAUGACAACUCUGACCUGGAGCAUCAGUUCCAUUAUCACCUCCGAGGACUGUUUGGGGUUCUGUCAAAACUCACACUGCAAGCAGACCACCUGACCAACAGAUACAAGAGAGAAAUCGGAGGAGGAAGCUUCAUGAGAUAAAAUCACUACUGUCACCCCCUCCACCAUGGACUGAUUGACUUGCACAGUGGGUCAUGUUGAGAAGGGCCCCCUCCUGAUGGAUCUCGACUGUCAAAGAACUGACUAGUGCUACCACUACGCUCGUCUAACACUCCAGCUUUCCCCCAGCAGACAGACCUGAAACCAGUGAUGCCUACAUACCCAUGGGUGUAGCAGCUGACAUUUUGUGCUUUGCGGAGGUUUUAGGUCUGUACCCAAGUCCAGAUGCAGCACACUUCUGGCUUGUGCAGAAACGUGGCCUCUUGUCUUUUCAUUUCAAACCUGAACAUGAGUUUACCACCAGACUGUUAUUGUGAAUAAGGGAUGAAUGUAGGAGAUUAAAUGUUGGUAAUUCUGUCCCUUCUCAAAAAAAUUAAAUCACUUAAGCACUGAGCUGAAGGGCUCUUAACCUGCAAGGUUUUUAAAUUGAUUCACUGUUACUGUAACAGGCUGUGCCUUUUUUUUUUUUUUUUUUCAUUCGCUCAUGCCCUGUUCAAUUAGUAGCCACUGUUGAUCCACUUAAAUGGUAAUAUCAAGGUGUUCUGGUGGCAUGGCUCAUCUGGUGUCCUUGGAUAUUUCAGACUCAUUUUUAUAUUGAUGCA